GAAGGUGCUUCUGCUCGAAAAACACAGACUCCAGCAGCACAGCCUGUACCACGACCAGUUUCUCAAGCAAGACCCCCUCCAAACCAGAAAAAAGGAUCUCGAACUCCCAUAAUCAUUAUUCCAGCAGCCACAACCUCUUUAAUAACGAUGCUUAAUGCAAAGGACCUUCUCCAAGAUCUGAAGUUUGUACCAUCAGAUGAAAAGAAGAAACAAGGCUGUCAACGAGAGAAUGAGACUCUGAUACAGAGAAGGAAGGACCAGAUACAGCCUGGGGGAACGACAGUCAGCGUUACUGUACCUUAUCGAGUAGUAGACCAACCUCUGAAGCUUAUGCCACAAGACUGGGAUCGUGUGGUGGCAGUGUUUGUACAGGGUCCUGCUUGGCAGUUCAAAGGCUGGCCUUGGCUCUUGCCUGAUGGAUCACCUGUUGAUAUCUUCGCAAAAAUUAAAGCUUUUCAUCUCAAAUAUGAUGAAGUUCGUCUGGAUCCAAAUGUACAAAAAUGGGAUGUAACAGUGUUAGAACUAAGCUACCACAAAAGACACUUGGACAGACCAGUAUUUCUACGCUUCUGGGAAACUUUGGACAGGUAUAUGGUAAAGCACAAAUCUCACUUGAGAUUCUGAAUCCUUCAGCUGCCAUUUAUUUCCUGAAGUAUGGAUUGAGAAAAAUGAAAGGGGCUCCAGUUUGGAGACCAGAGCUCGCACUAUAUGAUAUGUCAAGAACUUUACAAAUGAAGAAGGGUCACAGUUUAAACUUUUUAUAAAAUCUUGUUUGGAUGCUUCAUGCUAUGGCAGGUUGAUACCUGUUGUUAUUCAGAAGCAAAGGGGUUUUGCUUAAAACUAUUUUUUUAAUGUUGUUAGCCUUCUAGUCUGCAAUCCAAAUUGUAUAUUUUGAUAGCAGCAGUUUCUUCUCCGUUUUGUUAAAUUAGCCACAUUUUUAAAUAAUGUGUUUUGUUCCUUAUUAGAAAAUAGAUUGAUCUUCACUGCAGGUUACAAAUGUGGAUGUAUGCGUGUGCGCAUGUGCGCACGUGUGUGUGUAUAUAUAUGUGUGUGUGUGUCUAUAUAUAUAAUGUAUAAAAAAAAUUAUGGACACACUUAUGCACACAUAGAUGUUAUCAGGCUUUCUAAACCACUUAGCUUCUGAGCUUAGUUUUGGUUUUCUUUGCUUAUUGUUUCACUUACUCAAAAUAUUUUGUUGUGAAUGAUAUUACAUUUUAGUCAAUAGGACUUGCAAGCUGAGCAAAGUUGAAAAAUUGUUUUGGAUAAAUCAAAAUGUCAACUUGUAUAUGUAUAUUCUGUCAGUCUUUGUUGAAAAAGGGAAGGAGAAAAAUCUAGAAACACUUUUUUGGAUUUGUAAUGUCCCAGUUUACUAAAUCUUUAAACUUUAUUAUAGAAAUACCUUCAAGUCAUGUUAACUUUAAAUUACCAUUCUCCACACAGGUAUCUUUAUUUAGACUGAAAGUGUGCAUGUGUACAUUCCCAUCUAUCAAAAUACCUUUACAUAUGAGUCUAAAUGUUACCUACAUUAAACAAUGAAUAGAGAAGAAGAGAGUCUGGAUUUUUUUUCCUGAAACAACCACCACAAGGAGUGAAUAAUUUUAACUUCUGUGCGUUUAUACCUCUGUUACCACCUCUGAUAUUAUUUUCUUGUGACAAAAGUAGCCCAGACUAUGCCUACAGGAGUUGUAAUUUUCUGAGAUGAGUGGCUACCUAACAGUCCUGCAUUGGAAUGGAAAAUGAGCCUACUCCAGUUACCAAAGAACAGAUUUCCUUGAUCUACAGUAUGACUGAGGCCAGAAGACCCUGCUAUUUGUAUGAAUUGAUGGUAUCUCUGUAUCUAUUUGAUAACAUUUAAGUUGAUGUUGCCUACCAGUGGAUGUAAAGAGUGAUCAGAUACUGUAACACCUGCAUGAAUUUUUUUUCUGGGAUAGAAAAUUCAUGUUUAUAUUCCUGUUCUUGAAAUUCCAAGCCAUGUUUUUUAAUAUACUUUACUUUUAAGGUUUGAUGAAAGUAAAAUGUUCUACCUGUUCUUCUCUAGUUUUGCUUUUUAUUUGAUGUUACCUUCUUUUUUUUUAAUAAAACCAGAAGGCACAUCUCUUUAAGAGGUUUUUAAAACUAUGUCUUAAAAUUUGAGGUCUUGUGAGGUCUGACUUUUAACCCUGCUAUAUCAAGACUACUAUUUUUAAAUAGUCUUAAUGGAAAUGUUAAAAAAAC
Molecule: messenger RNA, 2214 nt
Organism: Antrostomus carolinensis (chuck-will's-widow)
Lineage: Eukaryota; Metazoa; Chordata; Aves; Caprimulgiformes; Caprimulgidae
Product: parafibromin-like
Exons: 7
Biological process (GO): transcription elongation by RNA polymerase II; positive regulation of transcription elongation by RNA polymerase II
Cellular component (GO): Cdc73/Paf1 complex
Molecular function (GO): RNA polymerase II complex binding
Source: RefSeq, a predicted model, not a curated record